This is a messenger RNA of Magallana angulata, 2127 nucleotides long. RefSeq lists its product as uncharacterized. NCBI's taxonomy places the organism in Eukaryota, Metazoa, Mollusca, Bivalvia, Ostreida, Ostreidae. The record is from RefSeq and is a predicted model, not a curated record. The transcript has 9 exons. Bases 244 to 1653 code for a protein of 469 amino acids.
UUUCGCAAUGCCUCGCCGAUCAAUUGUUUGAGUACACGAGUCUAAAGGUCGCAGACCCUAUAAGUUAUAAAGACGUGAACUGUGCAGUGUAAACAAAACUAUCGAGAGUCAAAGUGUGGAACAUCGAUACCGGAGGAACGGAAUAUUCACGUGUUUUGUUCUUUAUUAUUAUUCACGUCAAUAUUAACCAGUUUAGCCGUGCUGGUACAAAGCUUCCCAAGACGUGACCGUCAUUUUUAAGGCAUGGAUUCACCUCCUAUCCCACCCAUGAGUGCGGAGGAUGUGUUUAAGAACAUCCCUCCCCCAUCUUACGAAGAGAUCAUGGGCCAUCAGACCCUAACGUCGGCCAAAACAGACGUAUCCAGGGAAGAGUUACCGCCCUUAGCAUAUAUCGAUAUUAUGCCGCGAUGUCUUUUCCCGGGAAAUAUGAAAGGAAAAGUUCCACCCGAAUACGAUAAAUUCAGUACCUUAAUCGAGGCCGCCAACCAUUGGUUGCGAGGAAAUCCAAGCUACGGAGUGUGGAAAUGUGAGACCGUGGAACGUAAAGUGGAAAGCAGUGGAGAAGUGUUAAUGGAGAGUAUGUUGUUCCACGAAGCCACGUACGGAUUCAACGUUAACAUCAAUGGCAUCAGAAUGUGGCUGUACGUCCGCGAUAACAUAUCCACUCCCCCACAACAACUCGGACUUCGCAGUCGGGUACCGGACAAAGUGGAAAUCCCGAUACCUUAUUACAUGGGCAGAAGAAGGAGAUACUACGGCCCGGCUUUUGUGCAAACAAUUAUGUCAUACGAAGGCCUUAAGAAAACCAUGGAAAAACUGAACAACGAACUAAAGAGCGAGCCCGUUGGAGGAACCAUUUUGAACGUAGAAUGUGCCGUGAUAAAGGCAGCGGAAGGAUUUGAGCGUUUAGACGUCGAUCCUGACAACACAGUGUUUCACGAAAACGGCGGAAAAUUACGACGUUACACACAGAUCAUCCGGAUCUUCUACGUCAUCGGAAGUCUGGCACAGGAAACCAUUGACCUGAUAGAUGUGAUGCCAAAAGCAACACGUAAUCCCGGAAUGGGAACUCCUGCAAAGUUCGAGUCAUUUGACGAAACAAUGGAACGCCUCUCAAGAAAUCCACCAUCAGAACUCAGGGAAGGUCGAGUGGUCAAUUUACAAACUCUUUUCCCACAAUAUAAGGAAUUAGCAGGUGAAGUCGACGUUCUGGCCAAUGACACAGACGAUUUUGUCACUGGAUCUCUCAAUAGAAAGCAAAUGCAGAUCCUUCGCAUCUUUAGAGUCAACGGAAGUUCACCUAGACCUUUCCCACCAAAUCUUUCCAGCAAACUGUUUGUUCCGGUCCGAACCGGAAGUAGGUCAUUUGAAACAAUGCUUCAGACGAUGUUCCGAAUUGAGGCUUGGCUUAGAGUUACAGGUUUACCAAUCUACAAUGUGGAGACAGUGUCCUAUCUAUUCAAUGAACAUUCCCCGUCCGGUAUGGAUGCAAGCAAGUCAAGUGUAGUUUGUCCCGUGGGGGUCGGGAAACACUUUGUUACAGCAAUCAGGGUGUACUUCUACGAGCAAUACCAUGAGCCAGACCCCGCCCUCCUACCCCCUGUGUUUCCCUGGAACGGAUCAUCUGGGUCAUCCAGCUGUACCUUGCUAUGAUACAGAAUUUGCAUAUCGCACAUUCAGCACUUCAUCAUUGGGAUCGCUGCUGCAUUAAAGAUGGCGAAGAGGAGUGCGAAUGCGCAGUUCAAUUCUUUCAUAACGUCACAAUCGCAAUGCCCCAGGCCUUCCUGAGCUUUCGAGCUUCUGCGUCGAGAAGUUGCGAUUGAGAACGUCGGAGACUCAAAAACCCUAUCGACUUAUACAACGGAUGAUAAUUUCGAUAUCCGUCCAUUUGUUCUAUGAUGUUCAUUCAACUGUGACUAGUUUAUGGUUGCAUCCAGACUGUGAUAAAUAUGGCAAUUAUAUAUUUUUACGUACUAUGUAUCUGAUAUGAUGAAGCUCUGAUAUUUAAAAUGCGUUCAUAUAUAAUAUAUUCUGUCUAUAUUUUCUAUUUAUACCUCAUUUAUGUUACAAUAUGAAUUGUAUAUUCUUUACUUUGUUUUGUUUUUAUUAAAUUCUGCUUGAAAGUUA